Dibothriocephalus latus is the source of this 510-nucleotide messenger RNA. The record is from the annotation of a GenBank genome assembly. Lineage: Eukaryota; Metazoa; Platyhelminthes; Cestoda; Diphyllobothriidea; Diphyllobothriidae.
AUGGAUCAUAUUUUAGAACAUUACUUGUCUCGCACCGAGGUGGUUAGAUUUAUAGCUAGCGCCUACAAGAAUCAGGACAAGGAGACCUGGCAGGGCUCCUCGGCAUUUAGCAACGAGCAGAUUGAAGCCAACUUAAAAGUGAUGACGGAGUCUGGGUUUUCAGAGGCUCGACAAUAUCUCUCAGGUGGUCAACACUUGACGAACUUCACAGCACAAAGCUCCCGCGCCUUGGCCACCUUUGUUCAGGCCUGUUCGCGCUUCGGUUGUCCUGCUCUGCUAGACAGCUUUGCUGCAUGCCUCGCCGGCAUGUUGGAAGAAGAACUGGGUGUCUAUCGUCAGGCCCUAAGCGAUUUCAAACUGGAAAAACAGGCUCCAAUCAUUCGGGAGAAUCUCGAGUUCUUUAUGAAUACAGUGAUCGUGAAACUUGUGGCAAAACUGAAUGUCCAAGACCAAUCCACUGUGAAGGCCGCCGCCAGGGGUUUCAAGAAACUUCUCAAAUCCAGCGCGUAA